Messenger RNA from Dovyalis caffra, 1281 nucleotides. The record is from the annotation of a GenBank genome assembly. Lineage: Eukaryota; Viridiplantae; Streptophyta; Magnoliopsida; Malpighiales; Salicaceae.
AUGUCGGGUUCAUUGCCAUCUGGCCCGCCGUCAGAUCCCAAACCCGCCACCUGUGCCACCAAUUCACCAGACGAAACAGCCACCACCUCCACCACAACAACCCCCUCUACCCCAGAAGUUUCAUCUUUAUCACCUGUUCAGAUCCCUCUCUCAUGGCCUCCCGAUUCUUCCCUCACUCUCGACUGGAUCCAAAACCUCAUUGCCGCGUUUGAUUGGUCUUCCAAAAACCUCCCCCAUCUGAACUCCCUUCAGUCCUCCCUAAUCGAUGACUGUAAUGAAAAUUCAAAAGUGGUAGUCGUAGGAGAUGUUCAUGGGCAACUUCAUGAUGUUCUUUUUCUAUUGCAAGAUGCUGGGUUUCCGUGUGAAGAUCGGUUCUUUGUGUUUAAUGGAGAUUAUGUUGAUCGAGGAGCUUGGGGUCUUGAGACUUUCUUGCUCUUGUUAGCUUGGAAGGUAUUUUUGCCACAGAGGGUAUAUCUCCUCCGUGGCAAUCAUGAAUCCAAGUAUUGCACAUCUGUGUAUGGUUUUGAGAAAGAAGUUUUGGCAAAGUAUGGCGAUAAAGGUAAGCAUGUCUAUCGGAAGUGCUUGGGAUGCUUCGAAGGCCUUCCCUUGGCCUCUAUUAUAGCUGGGCAUGUAUAUACUGCUCAUGGAGGACUUUUCCGCAGUGUGUCUAUCACCCCAUCAAAGAGAACGAAGGGAAAGAAGAAUCGGAGGAUAAGUUUAAAUUCUGAAACCAAACUAUUAUGUCUUGGUUCUUUGGAGGAGUUAUCCAAAGCUCGAAGAUCGGUUCUUGACCCUCCAUGGGAAGGUCUGAACCUAAUUCCGGGAGAUGUGUUAUGGUCAGAUCCAACAAUGAAAUCUGGACUGUCACCAAAUACAGAGAGAGGCAUUGGUUUAUUAUGGGGACCUGAUUGUACUGAAGACUUUUUAAAGAAGUUCCAACUAAAGCUAAUCAUCAGAUCACAUGAAGGCCCGGAUGCAAGGGAAAAGAGGCCCGGUCUUGGAGGAAUGGAUGAGGGGUACACCAUAGAUCAUGUUGUACCAUCAGGAAAGCUGAUUACUCUCUUUAGUGCCCCAGACUACCCACAGUUUCAGGCGACUGAGGAUAGACACAAAAAUAAAGGAGCAUAUAUUGUCCUGAAACCCCCACGUUUUGAUGUGCCGGAGUUCCAUAGUUUUGAAGCAGUUACUCCGAGACCAGUGGUGAAAGCUUAUUAUGAUUAUGAAGAUGUGAUCGACUCUGAUGAAGAAUUAGACUUGGCCUCAAUGGUGACCUCAACUUAA